Pipistrellus nathusii (Nathusius's pipistrelle) is the source of this 1560-nucleotide messenger RNA. Lineage: Eukaryota; Metazoa; Chordata; Mammalia; Chiroptera; Vespertilionidae. The record is from the annotation of a GenBank genome assembly.
AUGUUCUUGCUGCCUCUUCCGGCCGCGGGGCGAGUCGCCGUCGGACGUCUGGGGGCGAAGCGUUUGUGGAGUCGAGGUCUGGGCACCGCAGACAUGACGAAGGGACUUGUUUUAGGGAUCUACAGCAGAGAAAAAGACAACGAUGUGCCACCGUUUACAAGUGCAGGAGAGAAUUUUGAUAAACUGGUGUCUGGGAAGCUGAGAGAAAUCCUGAACAUAUCGGGACCUCCGCUGAAAGCAGGCAAAACCCGAACCUUUUAUGGUCUGCACGAGGACUUCUCCAGUGUGGUGCUGGUUGGCCUCGGCAGAAAGGGGGCUGGCGUGGAUGACAAGGAAAACUGGCACGAAGGCAAAGAAAACAUCAGAGUGGCCGUUGCAGCGGGGUGCAGGCAGUUCCAGGACCUGGAGAUCUCCUCCGUGGAGGUGGACCCCUGCGGCGAUGCCCAGGCGGCCGCGGAGGGGGCAGUGCUCGGCCUCUACGAGUAUGAGGACCUGAAACAGAAGAAGAAGCCGACCGUAUCGGCGAAGCUGCACGGAAGCGGCGACCUGGAGGCCUGGCAGAAGGGGGUCCUCUUUGCCUCCGGGCAGAACCUGGCACGCCAGCUGAUGGAGAGUCCUGCCAACGAGAUGACGCCCACUAGAUUUGCUGAAAUCAUCGAGAAGAAUCUCAAAAGUGCUAGCAGUAAGACAGAAGUCCACAUCAGACCCAAGUCCUGGAUUGAGGAACAGGAAAUGGGAUCGUUCCUGAGUGUGGCCAAAGGGUCCGAUGAGCCUCCGGUCUUCCUGGAAAUCCACUACAGAGGCAGCCCCAACGCAGGCGACGCACCGCUGGUGUUUGUUGGGAAGGGGAUUACCUUCGAUAGCGGCGGCAUCUCCAUCAAGCCCUCCGCAAACAUGGACCUCAUGAGGGCUGACAUGGGAGGAGCUGCCACCAUCUGCUCGGCCAUCGUGUCCGCCGCCAAGCUCGGCCUGCCCGUUAACCUCAUCGGUUUGGCUCCUCUUUGUGAAAACAUGCCCAGUGGGAAGGCCAACAAGCCUGGAGAUGUCGUUAAAGCCAAGAAUGGAAAGACCAUUCAGGUGGAUAACACCGAUGCUGAGGGGAGACUCAUCCUGGCCGACGCGCUCUGUUAUGCACACACCUUUAACCCAAAGUUAAUCAUCAAUGCCGCCACCCUAACAGGUGCCAUGGACAUCGCUUUGGGCUCCAGCGCCACUGGGGUCUUUACCAAUUCAUCCUGGCUGUGGAACAAACUAUUUGAGGCCAGUGUUGAAACAGGGGACCGUGUCUGGAGGAUGCCUCUCUACGAACAUUAUACAAGACAGAUUGUAGACUGCCAGCUUGCUGAUGUGAAUAACAUUGGAAAAUACAGAUCUGGAGGAGCAUGCACAGCUGCAGCGUUCCUGAAAGAAUUUGUGACUCAUUCGAAGUGGGCGCAUCUAGACAUCGCAGGUGUGAUGACCAACAAAGAUGAGAUCUCCUAUCUGCGGAAAGGCAUGACUGGGAGGCCCACGAGGACCCUGAUAGAGUUCCUGGUUCGGUUCUGUCAAGACAGUGCUUAG